Messenger RNA from Paracoccidioides lutzii Pb01, 264 nucleotides. RefSeq lists its product as hypothetical. The record is from RefSeq and is a predicted model, not a curated record. The transcript is spliced from 2 exons. The coding region runs from base 1 to 264 and encodes 87 amino acids.
AUGAAUUCGCAGCGGUGCCUAACGAAGACCCAAUUGGACAAUGGCAAAGCUUAUUCAGGGGGUGUCAAUGACAAAUUCCAGUGCGGUCAGGGCUCCAACGACGAUAUUCCAGUUACGACUUUAAUCAACUGUAACUGCAUCCGCAACAAAAAGAUUUCUUGGGUUGGAGCUGGCGGUCAAUUCUCCGUACUCGCCUCAGUCCAUGGGGAUAUUAAAAUUGGUGAAGACAUGGUUGGAAACAACAUCGUGAAGGCUGAGAAAUAG